Xiphias gladius (swordfish) is the source of this 3344-nucleotide messenger RNA. RefSeq names its product Meis homeobox 2a (gene meis2a). Gene Ontology annotation, molecular function: RNA polymerase II cis-regulatory region sequence-specific DNA binding; DNA-binding transcription activator activity, RNA polymerase II-specific. Gene Ontology annotation, biological process: embryonic pattern specification; animal organ morphogenesis; positive regulation of transcription by RNA polymerase II. The coding region runs from base 419 to 1873 and encodes 484 amino acids. NCBI's taxonomy places the organism in Eukaryota, Metazoa, Chordata, Actinopteri, Istiophoriformes, Xiphiidae. The transcript is spliced from 12 exons. The record is from RefSeq and is a predicted model, not a curated record.
AGACGCGGACUUGCGGGAUGAAAACGGACUAAAAAGAUUCGUCCUUCUCUUGAACAUCAUCACCAACCGUCAUUCAUUCAUUACCUUGACAACCUCUGGCUUUGAUUGACAGCUGGAGUGGCAAAAAGCCAUGAGACACGACAGUUUAGUUACAUGCAGGUUGUUGAUGGGCCGAUUGUAACCUUCACUUUGGCGCAUUUUUUUCUUUUUUUUUUUCCGAGGAAAGAGGGAAAACAAGAAAAAUUGCACACAAAAAAAAACAACUCCCCGAUGCCACGAUUUCAACUGAACCACACUGGCGAAUAGGAGAAUUCGCAAAGUUGGUUGAGAGAAGGGAUCCUGCCACUAAAUCACUUUCUAACCGGGACUGGGAUAUUAAAUAUACGACAGAUUCAGGAGUUUAUUGGAGCGCAGCCUGAUGGCGCAAAGGUACGAUGAGCUGGCCCAUUACGGUGGGAUGGACGGAGUCCCGGCGUCGAUGUACGGGGACCCGCACGCUCCCCGGCCGCUUCCCCAGGUCCACCACCUGAACCACGGACCGCCGCUGCACGCCAGCCAGCACUACGGAGCCCACGCUCCCCAUCCAAACGUUAUGCCCACCAGCAUGGGCUCUGCUGUCAACGACGUUUUAAAGAGGGAUAAAGAUCAAAUUUAUGGUCACCCUUUAUUCCCACUGCUCGCACUGGUUUUUGAGAAGUGCGAGUUGGCGACGUGUACUCCGAGGGAGCCCGGCGUAGCAGGCGGCGAUGUCUGCUCCUCAGACUCCUUCAAUGAGGACAUUGCAGUCUUUGCCAAACAGGUCCGAGCAGAAAAACCUUUAUUUUCAUCAAAUCCAGAGUUGGACAAUUUGAUGAUACAAGCCAUACAAGUAUUACGGUUUCACCUCUUGGAAUUAGAAAAGGUGCAUGAGCUCUGCGACAAUUUUUGCCACCGGUACAUCAGUUGUUUGAAAGGAAAAAUGCCAAUAGAUCUAGUAAUCGACGAGCGGGAUGGCAGCUCGAAAUCGGACCACGAAGAACUCUCGGGAUCGUCGACUAACCUCGCAGAUCACAACCCAGCUUCCUGGAGAGACCACGAUGACGCCACCUCCACACACUCAGCCGGCACACCAGGGCCCUCCAGCGGGGGGCACGCUUCACAGAGCGGUGACAACAGCAGUGAACAAGGAGAUGGUUUAGACAACAGCGUCGCAUCGCCUGGCACAGGGGAUGACGAUGAUCCAGACAAAGAUAAGAAGAGGCAGAAAAAGCGUGGCAUUUUCCCCAAGGUGGCCACUAACAUCAUGAGGGCGUGGCUGUUCCAACAUCUCACGCACCCAUACCCUUCUGAAGAGCAGAAGAAGCAGCUAGCCCAAGACACAGGCCUCACCAUCUUACAAGUAAACAACUGGUUCAUUAAUGCCAGGAGAAGAAUAGUACAGCCCAUGAUUGACCAGUCAAAUCGAGCAGGUUUUCUUCUUGAUCCUUCAGUGAGCCAAGGAGCAGCAUACAGUCCAGAGGGCCAGCCAAUGGGCAGCUUCGUGCUGGAUGGUCAGCAACACAUGGGGAUCCGACCAGCUGGUCUGCCAGGCGUGCCCGGGGAGUACGUACCUCAGAGCGGUCCUAUGGGCAUGAGCAUGGCCCCGCCCACCUAUACCAACCCUCAUCAGAUGACCUCUCACCCCUCCCAGCUCCGACACGGACCCCCUCUCCACGCGUACCUGCCCGAUCACCCCCACGCCCACCACCCUCAUCACCACCCUCACCAUGCCAUGCUGAUGCGCGGAGGACCCUCGUCGCACCCGGGAAUGACCAUGUCUGCACAGAGACCCCCUUUGCUCGCUCCCAUUGACCCCAGUACUGGAGGACAAGGCCUGGACAUCCAUGCCCAAUAGUAUAAGGGAACUUUGCUACUACGACAACAGCAGCUACUACAAGAAAACAGUAAAAAAAAAAAAGAAAGCAGCAGCUCACGAUAAAUCCUAUUUUGAGACUAUUUUUAAGAAUAAAAAGCGAACCCUUUUGACCAGAAUUUGACACUAAAGAAACAGAAUUCCAGAUGAGCUGUGAUAAUUCUUUUUUUUUUUUUUUUUUAACUUGUCAAUUUUGUUACUUUCAUCCAAACGGAGGACCAAGCUGACAAGAACACUUUGUAAAGUCUUGGGCUUUUGGUUAAGAUCAACAGAGGACAUUCUGACGUAUACGUGUGCAAAGAACGGACAGAUGCACAUAUUUGAAGACACACACUUUUCGCACACUCACUCACACACCAUCAUAAACACGUUCAGUACACUUUCAUGUGACGCGCUCAAACGCUUCGAAAAUAAAAUCACUCUGGAAGAUUUAAAAAAGAAACAACGGAAAGACUCCAAGAGUUAUAACUACUGUAGUAUAAAAAGUAUAGAUAAAUAAGUUAAAACUUGUGCAUUUUUUGUUGAUCACAUGGUUUAUGUUUCCUGAGCUAGUUUUAGAAUUAAAGGUUAACCUUUUUUCUCUCACACUGUGUGUGCUCCUUCCUGGAGGAGAAACUGUCUCGCAGCACAGCACUAUAAAAGAAAAAAAAAAACAAUAAGAAGAUGGAACAUCUCAAAAAGGCUCCAAACCACAGAGGGCAAUCAGGUCCUGUCCCCCAUAAGAACAGGGCAUGAUGGGAAAAGGCUGCUAAAUGACACCGGAUCUCUCCAGAAGAUUCAGUUUGAACAUUUGUCAUGCCCCUCUUUUUUUUUUUUUUUUGGUUCAUGAAUGAAUGUUGCCCUGUAGGUUUUAAAGGAAAAAAAAAGUUCUUUGUUUGAAUUGCCCAAGCACUGGAUUGUGUUGGUUUUAUACAUUUUUAUUUUAAUAUUAUUUUAUUUUUUGUACCCUGGACUCUCAUCGGUAAGAGCCUAUUGAAGGAAGCUUAAUAGUGGAAAAGCAACAUCCUACAGCGCUUCUUUAUCUGCGGAUCAGCAAUUCUUGCCAUAAGGACAAUACUGACACAAACGUUGAUUCCGUGGCACUGGAGAAGCAUUUGAUGGUUGAUGCACCAAAAAACCUAAAACUAAAAAAAAAAAAAAAAGAAAAAAAACUUAAAUUAUGAACUCAAUGCUUUUGGGGGAAAAAAGCUGAGAGAAUAUUGUAACAAACUUCGUACAGAGUUCAGUCUAUUAAUUGUUUCAUGUUAGAUAUUCUAUGUGUUUACCUCAAUUGAAAAAGAAUGUUUUUGCUAGUUUCAGAUCUGCUGUGGCAUUGAUAUUGUAUGUCCAUGAAUUCCUUCCUUUUUCAGCACGUGUUCCUCACUAGAUGAUAAGAUGCCGUCUCCCUUAAGCUUUGUCAAAAAUACAUUAAAUACUUGUAUGAGGACUGUGACGUAAUGUUUAAAAGGUGUUC